Messenger RNA from Paramisgurnus dabryanus, 1849 nucleotides. It is a transcript of the gene prtfdc1a, whose product is annotated as phosphoribosyl transferase domain containing 1a. Gene Ontology annotation, cellular component: cytosol. The record is from RefSeq and is a predicted model, not a curated record. Gene Ontology annotation, biological process: purine ribonucleoside salvage; IMP salvage; GMP salvage. Gene Ontology annotation, molecular function: hypoxanthine phosphoribosyltransferase activity; magnesium ion binding. NCBI's taxonomy places the organism in Eukaryota, Metazoa, Chordata, Actinopteri, Cypriniformes, Cobitidae.
UCUAUAUGAAAUAUUAGAAACAAUUUCCAAUAAGGUUUCAUUUGUUGACAUUAGUUAAUGCGUAAGCUGACAAUGAGCAAUAUACUGUGUCGUUAACUUAGUUGUUAACUGAAGUUAGCAAAAGGAAUCUUAUUUGUUAAUAAUUAAAAUUUCUUACUCAUUCCAGCAUUUGGUAAUAGUUUGCUCAGGUAAAUACAUUUCAUUAACAUUUUGUAACUGAGAACAGAAGUAACAGAAAUAUUACAUUUUUGUUUCAUAAUUGAGGAAGAAUUUGAAACACACAACAUGAAGUCAUGUAGCGAGGGUGGAAACACAAACAGCUCCUCCUCUUUUCAAGAAGUACCACAGUUCAUUUCUUCUUUACCCAUAUCACUACUAACAUGGCAGAUGACCAGGGAAAUAUACAUGCGGUCGUGAUUAAUGAUGACUGGCCAGGUUACAAUUUAGAGUUGUUUAAUUAUCCUGAGCAUUACAGUGGGGACCUGGAUUGUGUGUACAUCCCUCAUGGUGUCAUUAUGAACAGGAUUGAAUGCCUGGCCAGAGACAUUCUUGAAGACAUUGGACACCAGGACAUGAUGGUUCUGUGUGUUUUGAAGGGUGGAUAUAAGUUUUGUUCUGACCUGGUGGAGUCCAUUAAAGCUCAGAGCCGCAGCACUAACAGAAGACUGACCACCAGAGUAGAGUUCAUUCGAUUUAAGAGCUAUCUGAAUGAUCAAUCCACUGAACACCUUCAAAUUAUUGGACCAGAGGACCUCUCCAUGCUGAAAGGCAAGAAUGUCUUGAUUGUGGAGGCAAUAGUGGACACAGGGAAAACCAUGAGAGCUCUUCUAAAGCAUGUGAACACUUUCCAGCCCACACUGGUCAAAGUUGCCGGGCUCCUGGUAAAGAGAGUUCCUCACUGUGAUGUAAUGCUCCCAGACUAUGUUGGAUUUGUCAUUCCUAAUCGUUUUGUUGUGGGUUACGCUCUGGACUACAACGAAUACUUCAGAGACCUCAAUCACAUCUGCGUCAUCAGUGAGAUGGGGAAACUGAAAUAUAAAGUGUAACAAACUGUUUUCAAGUGGAAUUGACAUUUAUAUUACCGUAACAAAUGUAUACCUUAUUCUGUUUAAAGAUAUGAUUUCUGGAUUAUGUUUGAUGUAUUAUAUAAUGGGGUCUGUAUGCAUUGGAUAAAGUCAAAGCAAUAGCAUGCAGAAUUACUGCGUUUUCUAUUUUAUAUGUUUAUGCUUUAUCUUCUUCAUAUAAAAAUCUCUUUUUCUCCAUAUUUUCCACAAUUUUGUCCUUGCAUUUUACACAUACCAAUACUAAAAGGUGUAGUUAACCAUUAAAUUAAAACUCUGUCAACAUUUACAAACCCUUAUUUGCUCUGAAUUAAUAAAUUGUAUUUGUUAGUUAGUCAUCAUUACCUGUCAUUGACUUAUAAAAGUGAAUGGUGACGAAUGCUGUCUGUACAUAUCUUGACUUUUGUUCUGAAGAAAGUCAUACAGAAUUACAACAAUAUGAGAAUAUGUAAAAAAAAGUAAUAUUUCUGUCAUAUAGGCUUCAGACACUAUAAUAAAAUAAACAUACAUGGCAUAAACUUGGGCCUUGCUGAUGGGUCCCAGGAUAUAACAUUUAUAUAUGCACACAAUCUAUAUAAAAGGGUCUAAAUAAAAAACAUAUGAACACUCCUGAAUAAAGAUGAUUUAUCAGUCAUUUCUAUUGAAUCUUUGGAUCAUGCUGUUAUCUCAGCUGGCUUGACCUGUUUCUCAGUCUAAAACCCUGCAGACGAAAAGACCUGAGCGUUUGAUUUACUUUACAACCUGCUGUGGUUAUCUCACAUCUCUGACAAGCAAUGAACAUGCUGGAA